UUUUCACACAUCCGGUUAGUUGUCAUCGGAGGAGUGUAUUGAUUGAAUUCUGGUGUUGUCAAAAUGUCUACAAGAUCAGAAAAAGAACGACAAAAACACUUGCAGGAAAAAUACCAGGCUACAUUGGCAAACCUUUUGAAAGACGAUGAUAACAAAUAUUGUGUUGACUGUGACGCAAAAGGUCCAAGAUGGGCUUCCUGGAAUUUAGGAAUUUUCCUUUGUAUCAGAUGUGCAGGAAUACACAGAAAUCUUGGUGUACAUAUAUCAAAAGUCAAAUCUGUAAAUUUAGACUCAUGGACUGCCGAACAAGUAGCAAUGAUGAUGGAAGUUGGAAACAGUAGAGCCAGAGCAGCUUAUGAAGCACAAGUACCAGACAGUUUCAGAAGACCACAGACAGACUCCGCUCUAGAAUCCUUUAUAAGAGCAAAGUAUGAACAUAAAAAGUAUGUUGCCAGAGAAUGGGUGGUGCCUAAGCCAACUAUACCAAAGGAGUUAAAAGGAGACACGCUGGAAAUGGAUGAAAAAACAGAAAGAAAGAAAAGGCCUAAACAACAGUCAUCUAUACAAAUAGAGGCACCUAAAUCUAGUGUACCAAGGUCACAGCCAGUAGAAAAGAAAACACAGAACACAACUCCUCCUCCUCCAACACAGCCUAAACAGACCUCCAAUACAGAAGAUUUACUUAGUCUCAAUACAUCACCUGCAAAACAACCAGCUGCGCAAUCAUCAGAUUUACUAGGAGAUUUAGUAGACAUCAUGGGACCAUCUGUAUCAACUAGUCAAAAUGGCAGUAUUCAGUCUAGUCAACCUGUUGAUUCAGGAACUCAAAUGCAGAAUGGUGAUUUGGAAGCUUCAUUAUUUGAUGAUGGUGCAGCUAAAGUUCAGGAGAAAUCCACAAAAGAUUCAAUCUUGGCCUUGUAUGGUCCUAGUAGUCAGCCACAACAACAGCCCAUGUAUGGUGUCCCUGGUGGCACACCUUAUUACAAUGUGUCACAAAGUGAUAUGGGAUAUUAUAAUCAGUACGAAGCAGGUGGUAUGUACAUGCCUCAACAGAACAUGGGAAUGUAUGGUGUGCAACAGCAGCCCAUGAUGAAUAACCAAGGAGGUAUGCCACAACAAGCCAUGAUGAAUAACCCUGGAGGCAUGCCACAACAGUCCAUGAUGGCUAACCAAGGAGGGGUGCCACAACAGUCCAUGAUGAAUAAUCAGUAUAAUCAACAGUCUGUGCCAAUGCAACAGAAUCCAAACAUGUAUGGUAUGAUGGGACAACAGAAUAUGCAGCCUUCAAUGGGAAUGUAUAAUCAACAACCACAAAUGGCCACUGUGCAGUCCAUGCAGUAUAAUCAGAUGCAGCAACAGAUGAAUAAUAUGAGAUUAAAUUCUGGUAACAUGAUUGGACAACCAGUAGGGGCAACAUCAAAUGGAGGAAUGGGCAACUGGGGAGUACAGGGCAAUAGUGGACAUACUCUCUCUACAAAUCUUUGGCAAUGAUGACGUUAUAAUUAGGCUUAUUUUUCGCAUUCCAUUUAUUCAUGUGAUGGUAUUGUUAAUUUUAGAAUUGUUUAAUGAGAAGAUGAAUGUAUGAAAUAGUGGAUGUUGAAAUUUGUUGAAAACAUUUGUCACUGUCAGUACAUAGUGUAUUAUUUCUUGAAUUCACGUCGUCAUUGUCUGAAUAUGAUGGAAAUCAAACACAAAACCAUUGACAGUGCAUAAGCUUUCAAUAAUAAAUUGCUUUCAAUGCAGUUGUUCAAUUAAAAAUUAAUAAAAUAAAUAAGAAAAUAUCAUUAUGAAAUAAUCUUCAUAAAAGGAUGAAAAUUUUUGAGAGUUGUUGAAGCUGAAGAUGUUUUUUUAAAUACAGGGAUAUUUUAUGACUUAAUGAUUCCAAAAGAAAUUAAAGUUAAGAAAUAUGAUAUGAUUGAUGUGAAUGUGGUAUGAAUGUGUAUUUUAUAUCUUGUUGGAUCAAGUUUGAUGUAAUGAAAAUAUUGAACUGUAAAGUAUUAUUUUCAAACUUUGUAGGGAAAGUAUAGUGAUGUAGUGUGACAUGUCAGGUUCAAACGACAUGUAUUUUUUCUAUUAACAUUUGCUUAUUCAGUAAUACCAUCUUUAUAUAUACAUUAGCUUGUUACGUUGACAAAGGGUGAUAUUAAAGCAUAUUUGACAACUCACAAAUUAAAAACAUAGAAAUAGCCAAGGGCAAAGGAGCAGCUCUAUGAUAAAAUGUUGUUUUUCAUUUUAAACUUUUGACAUGUUGAUAAUUGCAAUAUAAAUAAGAGAUUGUGAAAAUGCCUCUGGAAUUAGUAUUUUUUUUGUGUGUUUUUUUUCAAUUUAUUUUUUAUUCAGUAACUAUUAUUGUUUUUUUACAUAAAAACAUUUUUUUCUUUUAUCAUAAUCAGAUAAUCUAUAAAUUGAUAUUCAAUGAGUUAUAUAGUAAUUAUAUUUUGUAAUAUUUGUUAACAGUGCAAAUUCAUAUUUUGAAAGCCAUACAAACUUUUUCAAAAGAAUCUACAGCAAUUACUGAAGGACUCAUUAAUACUUUGAAAGAGAACAUUAUGCAAAUUUAGCUAGGCAGUUUUAAAGUUAAAAAUAAAUGUGUGUUUACGUAGAUUUUUAAUUAUGUAGAAGGUGAGGGUAGCAUAAAGGUCAUUCAGCAAUCAUACAAUCCACACUUUCAGAAUGGAAAUGUGUCUACAUUUUUUGGUUACAAAUUUUAGCUUGUAAGGAAAAGUAUGUUAUUUCAUGUUUUAUCUUAUAAUGUAAAUAGUUAAAAUGAGGUUUUAUUACAUUUAUUGAAAUCAAGAUUCUAUAGGUCAAAAUGAAUGAGAAUUCAGAUUCUAUAGGUCAAAGUGAAUGAGAAUUCAGAUUCUACAGGCCAAGGUGAAUGGGAAUUCAGAUUCUAUAGGUCAAGGUGAAUGGGAAUUCAGAUUCUAUAGGUCAAGGUGAAUGGGAAUUCAGAUUCUGUAGGUCAAGGUGAAUUGGAAUUCAGAUGCUAUAGGUCAAGGUGAAUGGGAAUUCAGAUUCUAUUGGUCAAGGUGAAUGGGAAUUCAGAUUCUAAAGGUCAAAGUGAAUAUUUUGAUGCCACUUGUGCAAUAAGAAGAUACAUAUUCAAUUGGCUUGUUUUAAUUAUAAUCAUUACUAUGGAUGAUAUAUAUGUAUUUUGGUUUUCUGCGGAAGUAAGUUUUGUGUCAGUUUUCUUAAUUAGGAUGGAAUAUGAUGUAAGGCUGUUUCAUAAUAUAAGAGAAACAAUAGGAACAAUGUAUGCUAAUAUUAUAGAUGCAUAUUGAUGUAUACUGCUUAUAGAAUUUUUAUCUAUUUGAUAUAUAAAUACAAGCACAAUUUCCUGAUUGUAUUGAAUAAUGAGAGACUAUAAUGAACCUCAGGCAAUUUUUGAGUGCAUAUUAUCUACACAUGAACGGUGUUCAAUGACAAUAAUACUCAUGCACUUUAUAAUACCAACAAUGUCUCAAAAGAAUAUAUUGACAAUAUUAUAAACUAUAUUUGAAUAACCGGCAGGUUUCUCAGUAAGGUUGGUACAUGCACUGUUUUGGGGGUUAAGAUUGCACUAAGAACAUUUGAAUCCCUAUUCCUUCAGGCCUGUGAGCUAUAUUUCAACCUACUACUCAAUAUUUCUUGGACAUCAAUUACCAUUUACUGCCAAAAGCAAGUCUUAAGGCUGUUCCAUUAAAACAUAUAUAGCACUUGGGGAAGACACUUACAAAUUACCACUUACAGACACAAUUUUGUGCCUUGCCUUUGAUAGUUUUCAGGUCUUUGCACCCCUCCAUCCUUAAUUAGGUGCAAGUUUUGUUUUAAGGUAGUUUGCAGACAUGUUUAAUAUGAAGUGACCUGUAAAAAAUAUUUGCUAAAUGAGGAUUUGACAAGAUUUCACCUGCCUAUGGACACAUAUUCUAGUUGAAUUUCCCAGUACGAAAAAGUAAUACCCAUAGUUGAGAGUCCUAAGUGCCUUCCCUAGGUCCCAUGUUUGUUUAACGGAACAGCACCAAGAAAUCCUUGGAUAAAAAGAAGGUUGUUCUAUGUAUGGAUUAUUUUAUAUUGUAAUAUAAUAGAUUAUUUACAUAAGGGAUAUGAUCUGAUAAUUCCUUGUGUAAUUGUGUAAAUGUCAGUGUUUUACUUACCGGUAUUCAUUUUGGUGAAGACAGUGCUUAAAAAAUAAACCCAUGACAGAUUAAAAAGCUCAAUGUACACGUAACAGUAAUGGCAUCAUUGUUU
This is a messenger RNA of Mytilus californianus (California mussel), 4227 nucleotides long. RefSeq names its product stromal membrane-associated protein 1-like. Bases 64 to 1491 code for a protein of 475 amino acids. The transcript is spliced from 13 exons. The record is from RefSeq and is a predicted model, not a curated record. NCBI's taxonomy places the organism in Eukaryota, Metazoa, Mollusca, Bivalvia, Mytilida, Mytilidae. Gene Ontology annotation, molecular function: GTPase activator activity; metal ion binding.